Messenger RNA from Sphenostylis stenocarpa, 1542 nucleotides. NCBI's taxonomy places the organism in Eukaryota, Viridiplantae, Streptophyta, Magnoliopsida, Fabales, Fabaceae. The record is from the annotation of a GenBank genome assembly.
AUGUCGGGUCGUUUUGCUAAUUUUAUAGUUCGGCUUGCACCAGGAGUCACGCAUUCUACCGUGCAUUAUCCUCUUGCAUUUGUUAAUUGCAAUUUCCAGCAUGAUUUUGAAGAUACUAAAAAGGAAGAGAAAAUGAGGAUGAGAAACAUAUACAGGAAAACAACUACUUUACGUUGCAAUGCAGGGAGCAGAUGCUAUUCUACAUCAACUGUGAUAUGGAGCUUGUUAGGAUGCAUACUUCUGUUUCAUCUGUAUUCCAAUAUUCACCACAAACAUGGGGAAGCUAGAGAGGUGCAACUGCGUGUGACUAAUCAUCCUCAAUUCCGUGAACUCCAACAAGUGGAAGAGGAGGUCAUCCAACUUCCUCCACCAAAGGGGAAGAGGUCCCCACGGGCUGCAAAACGCAGGCAUAAGCGGGUAACCCCACUGGUUGAUGAAUUCUUGGAUCAAGAUUCACGACUGAGACAUGUCUUCUUUCCUGGUAACAAGAGUGCUAUUGAUCCAGUAAAGGUCACAGGGAAUGAUAGCUAUUACUACUACCCUGGGAGAAUUUGGUUGGAUACUGAUAGAAAUCCUAUUCAAGCUCAUGGAGGGGGCAUUCUAUAUGAUGAAAGAUCAAACACAUACUAUUGGUAUGGUGAAUACAAAGAUGGGCUCACAUACCAUGCUCACAAGAGAGGAGCUGCUCGGGUGGACAUUAUUGGAGUUGGUUGCUAUUCUUCUAAGGACUUGUGGACCUGGAAAAAUGAAGGUAUUGUAUUGGCUGCAGAGGAAAUGAAUGGAACCCACGACCUGUACAAGUCUAAUGUGCUUGAGAGGCCAAAAGUAAUUUUCAACGAGAAAACCAGAAAGUAUGUCAUGUGGAUGCACAUUGACGAUGCCAAUUAUACAAAAGCUGCUGUUGGCAUAGCAAUUAGUGAUACACCUGAUGGCCCAUUUGAAUAUCUUGGUAGCCAAAGGCCCCACGGAUAUGAAAGCAGGGAUAUGACAGUUUUCAAAGAUGAGGAUGGUGUGGCAUACCUUAUCUACUCCUCUGAAGAAAACAACGUACUACACAUUGGACCCAUGACCGAGGAUUAUCUGAACUUGAUACCUGUCAUGAGAAGAGUUUUUGUGGGACAGCGCAGAGAAGCACCAGCUGUGUUCAAACACCAGGGUACAUAUUACAUGAUCACAUCAGGCUGCACGGGAUGGGCCCCAAAUGAAGCACUGGCUCAUGCAGCCGAGUCAAUCCUGGGGCCUUGGGAAACAAUGGGAAAUCCAUGUGUUGGAGGGAACAAAAUGUUUCGAAUUGCUACCUUUCUUGCUCAAAGCACUUUUGUGCUUCCCCUACCUGGGUUCCCAGGUUCAUUUAUUUUCAUGGCUGAUAGAUGGAAUCCAGCGGACUUAAGGGACUCAAGGUAUGUUUGGUUGCCUUUGAUAGUGGAAGGACCUGCCGAUCAAGCACUGAAGCACAGUUCUGGAUUACCACUGUCGUCAAGAGUUUCUAUCUAUUGGCAUAGAAAAUGGAGGCUGCCUCAAGGGUGGAGCACAUUCAAGUAA